This is a messenger RNA of Phlebotomus papatasi, 1487 nucleotides long. RefSeq lists its product as uncharacterized. The transcript is spliced from 6 exons. Bases 160 to 960 code for a protein of 266 amino acids. Lineage: Eukaryota; Metazoa; Arthropoda; Insecta; Diptera; Psychodidae. The record is from RefSeq and is a predicted model, not a curated record.
AAAAUUCGGUGCAUCAAUUUUCAGUAAAUUCGGGAAAGAUGUGAGUGAAUUGGAGGAAAAACAGUUGCCAAGAUGAGGGAGAUUCAGUGAAGUCUGGGGUGCCUGGAAAAUUCACAGACAACACCAAAGUCACAUCGCGAGGGUGCAUUGAAGCCCGAAAUGGUCGAACUGACCUUUCGAUGGCUUCCGGCGGCGUGCGGAGGAUUGGGACCAGCACUCCUGCCUCCAGCUCACAUUGCCAUCCUCUACUACUUCUGGCAGAGUUACUCGCGCUACGUGGACAGGAGAUUCUGCUCGUGCUCUUGCUGGGACACUGUCUUCAAAGGAACUUACGAAUCCGGAAUCGCUUCCUACAAGCACUUGUACUUCAAUGCUACUCCAAAUACGCUCAAGAUAUGGAUUCUUACGGUUGUGGCCAUUAUUUCACUCUAUGAAUGCACAAAAUAUCUCACUAAAUUGUUGAUGAAAAGGAGCGUGAGAUGUUCGAUGUUUAUUCUAUUCAUCUCGUCCAUUUUCUCGCAUUACUACGCCUGGUGGGCCUAUGUCAACUAUUACAACGAUGACUUCUACAGUCAGUGGAAUCAUCAGCUCUUCUUUACGCUGACUGAACUUAUCUCUACCACGGCUGUUCUCCACCUGGCCAACACCAAUAAUCUCGUGACAACAAGAAAGGCUCUGUGCAUUGUAGGAAUUGCCCUGCUUCACAUUGCAGCCAGUGGUUUCGAUCAAUUCAUAUCAAAUGUCCUCCGAGGAGAAGGGUAUCCGCAUCAGGUUGUUCGGGAUCUGGGUUUCAUGAUUCCAGAUCUACUGCAUCUGCUCAUUCCGCUGUUUCUGCUGCGGAAGGCCCGGCGGGAGGGCUUCUGCACGAGACCACUGUAUCGAGAUCAUCAGUUCCAGAAGGACAUCAUGGCGAUGUUAUUCAUAGUGGCAACACUUUUUAUUAUUUGUUCCUUCCUGUAGUCCAGGCCUAUCUCAAUUCUCAUCCACAUAUCACUUUUUUCAGUUUCAUUUUUCGCUCCCAGAUCACUUGGGCUCUUUUUUGAGCAACAGAGUUGGAAAGGGUAAAUGCUAAAUGCUGAUUUUUUUUUUAAAUUAAAGACCCAUUCAUUAGAAUUAAUAAAAGGGCAUUUAUAUAGUCAGCGAACUGAAUUUUCUGACAUUUUUCUUAGAAUAAUUAAGAUUAAUUAAAUGCAUAUUAGAGAAACUUAUCAAAUAUUGAUAGAAAUCUUUUUUAAAGAAGAUUUAUUAGAGAACUGAAGAUUUUUACGCAAGUAUUUAUAUUGAAUUUGGGACAGAGUGAGUAUUAAGCUAAUAAAGUUCUUUUAGAACUAAUUUCUAGAUACAUAACCGAUCAGAUAUUUAAAUACAGUUCACGGAUUUUUAAUGAUGCUUUAAUUUAAAAAAAUUAUGCAAAGUAACAGCAAAGUAAUAAAAAAUUAAAAGCCGAUAGUUGAAAAAGGAAACAGUGACCGAAAAAUUGUAUGUGC